AUGCCUUCAAAGGUGUCAUGUCUGUACAUCUUGACGGUGGUGUGCUGGGCCAGCGCUCUGUGGUACCUGAGCAUCUCCAGGUCCACGUCGACGUACGUGGGCCACAUGACGGCCACCGUGCGAAAGACCAAGACGGCGCCCAAGCCGCCGGCGCCGCCCAAGAACGGCACGUUCGGCAACAUCCGCACCAGGCCGCUGAACCCGCACGCCUUCGACUUUGUCAUCAACGAGCCCAAGAAGUGCGAGCCGCAGACGCCCUUCCUGGUCAUCCUCAUCAGCACCACGCACAAGGAGUUUGACGCGCGGCAGGCCAUCCGCGAGACCUGGGGCGACGAGAGCACCUUCUCCGACAUACGCAUCGUCACGCUCUUCCUGCUCGGCCGCAACACGGACAGCGUGCUCAACCAGAUGGUGGAGCAGGAGAGCCAGAUCUUCCACGACAUCGUGGUGGAGGACUUUGUGGACUCCUACCACAACCUGACGCUCAAGACCCUCAUGGGCAUGCGCUGGGUGGCCACCUUCUGCUCCAAGGCCAAGUACGUCAUGAAGACGGACAGCGACAUCUUUGUCAACAUGGACAACUUGAUUUACCGCUUGCUGAAGCCGGCCACCAAGCCACGACGCAGGUACUUCACGGGGUACGUCAUCAACGGCGGGCCCAUACGGGACAUGCGCAGCAAGUGGUACAUGCCCAGGGACCUGUACCCGGAGAGCAAGUACCCGCCCUUCUGCUCGGGGACUGGGUACAUCUUCUCGGCGGACGUGGCGGAGGCUAUCUACAAGACGUCGCUGCACACACGGCUGCUGCACCUGGAGGACGUGUACGUGGGCGUGUGUCUGCGCAAGCUGGGCAUCCACCCCUUCCAGAACAGCGGCUUCAACCACUGGAAGAUGGCCUACAGCCUGUGCCGCUACCGCAGGGUCAUCACCGUGCACCAGAUCUCGCCCGAGGAGAUGCACCGCAUCUGGAAUGACAUGUCCAGUAAGAAACAUCUAAAGUGUUAG
Engraulis encrasicolus (European anchovy) is the source of this 1005-nucleotide messenger RNA. RefSeq names its product UDP-Gal:betaGlcNAc beta 1,3-galactosyltransferase, polypeptide 1b (gene b3galt1b). Gene Ontology annotation, molecular function: N-acetyl-beta-D-glucosaminide beta-(1,3)-galactosyltransferase activity. Gene Ontology annotation, cellular component: Golgi membrane. The transcript has a single exon. Bases 1 to 1005 code for a protein of 334 amino acids. Lineage: Eukaryota; Metazoa; Chordata; Actinopteri; Clupeiformes; Engraulidae. The record is from RefSeq and is a predicted model, not a curated record.